Molecule: messenger RNA, 10959 nt
Organism: Porites lobata
Lineage: Eukaryota; Metazoa; Cnidaria; Anthozoa; Scleractinia; Poritidae
Source: the annotation of a GenBank genome assembly
AUGACACUGCAGCCGUUCAGUGACGAGCAAUUGAAUUUCUUCAAGUUCUCGUCGUUAGUUUUAAAUGAAUUCCCAAAAGCCUUACGGCAGACCUUUAAAACCAUGUGGGACAACACCUAUGGAGGUCGCCCUGGUUUCCAGCUCUGGGAUGAUUCAUCUACUGUGCGAAAUUUGUUUGCCACUGCAGAGGGCGGCAGGACUAAAGUUCCUAUUGGCCAGUCUUACAAUGAAUGGGAUUGCACCAAUCUGUUCCAAGCUACAAUAUUUUCGAGGUCUUUUGCAUUAUCAGCCAGCACAAGAUCCUACUCCACGCUUAAUGAUUUGUACGUGAAGCCCCGUGCAAUUCCUCAUGGUAGUUUCCACGCAUGUGUGCUCAGCCCAGGUGGAAACAAUGAGGAGACCUUUGCACUUGCCAUAGAUCAGCUUCGUCUCCUUAGAAAUUCACUUUGUCACUCAGCAAGUUCUAAUAUGAACAAACUUACCUUUGACCAGCGCGUGAAUUACGCCAAAGAUGCGUUUCAAGCCCUUGGUCUCUCAACAGCCCCAAUCGAUUUCGUUGGUAGUUUGACAGAGUCGGACUUUCCUACAAAUGAAGUUCGUGCAUUGGAAACGCGACAACGAGACGAGACUCGUGCGUACAUCAGUUUUCUCGAGGAAGUGAACUCAGAUGUUGGUGAGGUAAAAGCGUUAUUACAGGCAUUAAAAACAGGACAAGAACAGCAGUAUAUUGCCAACAAAGAAUUCGUAACUAGGUUGGAGAAGAAGAUGGAUGAGUUGAAAGAAGGACAAAGCGAACGUGAUGCUCGAAGUAAAAAUUCAGGUAUAAGUAAAAAAAGAACAUUGAAAACCUAACCGAGAUACAUGUAGAUUGUACUGAGGUGGGCCUUUGAAGUCAUUCAAAGCAUCCAGUUAGUUAAAGCGACACUGUAUUAAAUAAUUGACGAUGGGUGUUAGAAUUUUAACAGAAACAAGGAAAACCUGCUAAGCAAGUGUUUCCGGGCGAGUUUAUUCGCUCACGUUCCAAUGUUCGCCGCAAACUCGCUUGAACACGGUUGCUAAAAAAGGCUAUCUCCUGUAUGACAGGCUUUCGCACCUUAUUUUCUCCUUAUGACACCACUUUAAAAGUUUUUAAGACUUAAAACCUUUUUCGAGGGGAAGGUGUCACAGCGUUUUGGGCAUCCCCAUUCCCAAAUCCCUAGCGUUUUGGGCAUCCCCUUCUCAUAAUACUGCAGCGUUUUGGGCAUCCCCCGGUACCCUCCCGGGAUGCCCAAAUCCCUAGUGUUUUGGUCAUCCCUUCCAAAAAAAUGCUAAAUUUCGCGGGAAAAUCGAAAACGUUUUAGAGAUGGCUUCCGCUAAAUAUAAAAAUCUUUUCCAGUAUCUUAAAAAGAGGGCUUAUCCAGAAGGCUACAAAGCAAAAAAACGACUCUGCGAAAUUUGCCAAAAAGUUCGAGUAUGACUCUAAAUUAGAGUCCUUGUUCUAGGUUGCCAAGGAGAAGGAUGGCACAGCGCUUCGACGAAUUGUUCACCGAGGAAGAGAAAGCGAGGGUCUUCGAAGAGUGCCACUCUGCUCCUUUUUCUGGACACGCCGUAAGCGAUAAUACUUUUGCACCCUGUGAAGGUUGUUUCCAAGGUGUGGUACAAAACGGCAACAGAUUUCUUCUGUCCCGUAGGUGCAAGAGGCCUCUGUAUAAAUUGUGUGACAGCCUUUUGUGUGUCAAGUAGCGCUGCGGGGUUAAGUUGUACAGGCCUCAAAUGUCAUGCAUACUACAGGGGCACCCAACGAGAAUAUAGUUCAAAACCACUUAAACAUAUCAUUGUUGAACGUAUUUUAGUAUUUAAACGGUAGAUAUAGGCAUAUUUUUAUCCCCUAAAAAUUUUCCAUCUGUUCGGAUCUCCUAGCUGAAAGUCUAGUGAUGCGAAAAUUAUAGGGAUCAAAACUUACCUUUUCGAAAAUUUCAGCCAGAAAAAAGGCUCCCGAAAAUUCUAGGUGACUUUUUUAGGGUAAAGAUCCGUUAAAAAUAGGCAAUUAUACCAUUUUUUAGAUGUUCGAAAAUCCUAGGAGAGGUAGACAAGUAAGAUUUUUACAACAAAUGUUCCGAAAAUUCUAGAUCUCAAAUCGUCUUCCGAACAGAUGUUUUCCAAAAAUUGUCGUUGGGUGCCCCUGAUACUAUGAAUUCAACACCGCAAAACGCAGUUUUAUUCAUGUUUGUCUUUUGAUUGCUUUGUUUAGUAUUCUUGUUUUUGGCUGUUUGGAAUCAGACGAUCGCAGCUGCCGGCGAUUGCGGCAUUUCUCGCUGGUAAACAGUUCUAUUGAAUAAAAUUGAAGCUUUGCAAACAAUGAAGCGUUGUACAGCGAAGGGAUGUUAUGCGGUUGUAAAUUUCAGUUUCCUCCCGUUUAGAGCCAGCGUUUACUACCUAUGGGUUUUUUUUCUGCGCAAUAAACCCGGCGAAAAGUGUCAGUCGAUCUAAUUCUAACAUGCAUCUACACUAUUCAGCCGUAAAUUCGUGAUAAUCCCGACUUUUCCCCAGUCUGAAAUAAUUUAGGUAAAGUCGAAGCGAUCAGCGUUUUAGGAAUGGGGAUGCCCAAAACGCGGGGAUGCCCAAAACGCUGUGACACAGGGAUUCCUGAAUCUUCAUUUUUUUGCUUGAAUUUCAGUUUUAAACUCUUUUGAAAGACCGUUAUUUCUGACUUCCACAACGGAUAAAGCCACUUAUUUGUUUACCUAAGCAUGUGUCUCCCGCUUACUUUUUACUUCCGUUGUUUUUUCCUUUAAAGGUACGAAGCCAUUUUUCUUAAGUGCUGCUCUUCCUUCCGUGGUUCCUAAUUUUACAGGUCGUCAGAGCGAGUGUAAGGAGAUCAUCAGAAACGUGACUUCCGAGUCUACCCGACUGGUGUCGAUCUGCGGUUCACCUGGAUUCGGAAAAACGUCUGUCGCGAUUGCAGUGGGACACGCUGUUCAGUCUCGAGGAAUCCCUGUUUAUUGGAUCUCAUUAAGAGGACUCCAUUCCAAAGCAGAUCUGACUUCAAAGUUUCUUAGUUUUCUGAGGCAACCCACCACACAUACCAAACUGCCCGAUCAGCGUUUAUCCAUUAAUGAUGAGAUUUGCCUACUAUUCAGUGAAAUUUCAAAGCCAUCUGUAGUUAUUCUUGACAAUGCAGAUGAUUUGCUAGAAACUGGUUGCCCGAAAUUAAAGGAAGAGGUCAUACAACUUUUUGGAGAAAUUCUUAGGCGAAAUCAAAAGGUUACAUUUGUUAUAACCGCAAGAGAGUCUCUUGACUAUAUGGACCUUAAUUUUCAAGGCCAUUGGGAGUUAAGAAUAAAAGCACUGGAUGACGCCUCUGCUCAAACUCUGGUUUCUGAAUUACUUCCAAAUGCAGGCGUUGCAGACCACACUCAAAUCGCGCACAUCUGUGGACAAGUCCCUUUAGCCAUGAGAUUACUGUGUUCUUUAGUAUCUGAAGAAGACAGUGCUCAACCGCGCCAUUUUCUCGAUGUUUUCAUGACAUCUUCGACAGGAGGUCUCGUUGGAAUGUUGGACAAUCCAGAUUACCCAGCUAGUCACCGAUUACAGUUCUUGCUUGACUCCUCUUUCCAGAGACUUGCUGCCCAGGAACAAGAAGCACUUGUAUCUUUGAGCAUUCUUCCCGACAACUUUAGCACAGAGGUUGCUGCAGCUGUUUUAGGCAAGACGGGGACUAUUGAAGCAAAAAAGAUAUUAGGAAGCCUUCGGAGGAAGUCGCUGAUUGAUUCAAGCUCUAAACCGGGGGGAUUUACAAUGCACAAGCUUCUGCAAUCAUUUGCAAGAGAAAAGGGAGAACAAGACAUGACAGAGACGAUUGUAGCUUCACAGGGUCGUUUGAAAGCUUUCUACAUUUCACGUUUUGAGACGCUAAAUCAACAAUUUCUUACGGGGCAUUCAAUGGCCGCAUAUAUUGCAUUCUACGAAGACAAGGAAAGUAUUAUUCAAAGUCUAGUGGAGGGCUGUUCAGAUCCCAAAACCGCUGACAGUGUUUUCGAUAUUUUGGUAAGAGGGGAGAUGUUUCUUGAUUCACUUUUUUGGAGUCCAAGUGAAGGGAAAAACUUUGAUUACGUAUACGAUGCAGCCAUAAAAGGAGCCAGUGAACAUAAGAAGGAAAAAUAUCUCAGUCAACUCCUUACCUCCCGAGCUUUCAAAGAGCUAGCGUACGGAACAGAUGGAAAGACAAAAUAUUUUCUUUCUAAAGUGAAUGAAAUUCAAGAGGCAUCCCCCAAUGUCCCUUUACACGAAAGAGGCAAAUACUCGUGCUACUUGGGAAUCAAUUACCUUUUUACAGAGGAACCAAAGAUGGGAGUCGAGAGCUUAAAGGAGGCUCUGUCAUCACUGGACAAUUGCAACAACCCAGAGCAAACAAUUCUUAAGCUUGUUAUUUUUCAGAUACUUACGGUUUAUUAUCGGUCCCUAAAUGACUUCUCUAACGCAAGUAAGUUUUAUGAUAAGGCACUAAAGGAAUGCAGUGUAGUUGAGGAUUUGGAUCUACUUGUUAUCUCAUCGAUGAUGAGGGAAACAAAGGAAACUACCAAUGAAAUUCAUAUUCAUAACGACUCGGAAGUCUGUCUAAAUCAACCGCUAAAAUGCGAAAUUGCUUUUCUAUUAAGCGAAGCAACCAAGUCCUUUUCUGAUUCUGACACCAACCAAUAUACAAGCAGCUUGGUUCUCCAGAUACUACAGAAUAUCGAAAGACAAGGUGAAAUGUCCGUUGGUUUGCUUAGUUUCCAAAGAGUUGUGACACACGUUUUGUGGCUCUUAAAUUCUGAAGACCCUGUAAAACUGUAUAUGUCAAGAAUCAAAUACCACCAAACACUACUCAAAAAAGGCAAAAACAGUUCAUGUCGGCAGAAAGAAGAAUCAAGCAGCUUUACCCAUAUGCAAAAUGAAGCACUUGCCAAGUAUUACGAAGACCUGGCUGAAGUUUACAAACAAAAAAUGAACUACCCAGAAGCUGUACAAGCAAUUCAGGAAGCCCUUUUGGUAAUAAUAACGCAUUUUGGAGAGAAACAUGAAAGCACUGCUGACAGCUACACUUCACUCGGGGUGACACAACACGCAAUGCAAGACUACAAAGCAGCUCUUCAGUCUCACCAGCGUGCAUUAGCUAUACGCAUUAAACUGUUUGGAGAAGAACAUGAAAGCACGGCUGAGAGCUACAGUACACUUGGUGUAACACAACACCAAAUGCAUGACUACAAAGCAGCUCUUCAGUCUAAGCAGCGUGCAUUGGCUAUAUGCAUUAAACUGUUUGGAGAACAACAUGAAAGCACUGCUGAGAGCUACAGUACACUUGGUGUAACACAACACCAAAUGCAUGACUACCAAGCAGCUCUUCAGUCUCACCAGCGUGCAUUAGCUAUACGCAUUAAACUGUUUGGAGAAGAACAUGAAAGCACGGCUGAGAGCUACAGGACAUUGGGUGUAACAGAACACGAAAUGCAUGACUACAAAGCAGCUCUUCAGUCUGAGCAGCGUGCAUUAGCUAUACGCAUUAAACUAUUUGGAGAAGAACAUGAAAGCACUGCUGACAGCUACAGGGCACUCGGUGUAACACAACAGCAAAUGCAAGACUACAAAGCAGCUCUUCAGUCUAAACAGCGUGCAUUAGCUAUACGCAUUAAACUGUUUGGAGAAGAACAUGAAAGCACUGCUGACAGCUACAGGGAACUCGGUGUAACACAACACCAAAUGCAUGACUACAAAGCAGCUCUUCAGUCUCACCAGCGUGCAUUAGCUAUACGCAUUAAACUGUUUGGAGAAGAACAUGAAAGCACGGCUGAGAGCUACAGGACAUUGGGUGUAACAGAACACGAAAUGCAUGACUACAAAGCAGCUCUUCAGUCUAAGCAGCGUGCAUUAGCUAUACGCAUUAAACUGUUUGGAGAAGAACAUGAAAGCACGGCUGAGAGCUACAGGACAUUGGGUGUAACACAACACGAAAUGCAUGACAACAAAGCAGCUCUUCAGUCUCACCAGCGUGCAUUAGCUAUACGCAUUAAACUGUUUGGAGAAGAACAUGAAAGCACGGCUGAGACCUACAGGACAUUGGGUGUAACACAACACGAAAUGCAUGACAACAAAGCAGCUCUUCAGUCUCACCAGCGUGCAUUAGCUAUACGCAUUAAACUGUUUGGAGAAGAACAUGAAAGCACGGCUGAGAGCUACAGGACAUUGGGUGUAACAGAACACGAAAUGCAUGACUACAAAGCAGCUCUUCAGUCUAAGCAGCGUGCAUUAGCUAUACGCAUUAAACUGUUUGGAGAAGAACAUGAAAGCACGGCUGAGAGCUACAGGACAUUGGGUGUAACACAACACGAAAUGCAUGACAACAAAGCAGCUCUUCAGUCUCACCAGCGUGCAUUAGCUAUAUGCAUUAAACUGUUUGGAGAAGAACAUGAAAGCACUGCUGACAGCUACAGGGAACUCGGUGUAACACAACACCAAAUGCAUGACUACAAAGCAGCUCUUCAGUCUCACCAGCGUGCAUUAGCUAUACGCAUUAAACUGUUUGGAGAAGAACAUGAAAGCACGGCUGAGAGCUACAGGACAUUGGGUGUAACAGAACACCAAAUGCAUGACUACAAAGCAGCUCUUCAGUCUAAGCAGCGUGCAUUAGCUAUACGCAUUAAACUGUUUGGAGAAGAACAUGAAAGCACGGCUGAGAGCUACAGGACAUUGGGUGUAACACAACACGAAAUGCAUGACAACAAAGCAGCUCUUCAGUCUCACCAGCGUGCAUUAGCUAUACGCAUUAAACUGUUUGGAGAAGAACAUGAAAGCACGGCUGAGAGCUACAGGACAUUGGGUGUAACACAACACGAAAUGCAUGACAACAAAGCAGCUCUUCAGUCUCACCAGCGUGCAUUAGCUAUACGCAUUAAACUGUUUGGAGAAGAACAUGAAAGCACGGCUGAGAGCUACAGGACAUUGGGUGUAACAGAACACGAAAUGCAUGACUACAAAGCAGCUCUUCAGUCUAAGCAGCGUGCAUUAGCUAUACGCAUUAAACUGUUUGGAGAAGAACAUGAAAGCACGGCUGAGAGCUACAGGACAUUGGGUGUAACACAACACGAAAUGCAUGACAACAAAGCAGCUCUUCAGUCUCACCAGCGUGCAUUAGCUAUACGCAUUAAACUGUUUGGAGAAGAACAUGAAAGCACUGCUGACAGCUACAGGGAACUCGGUGUAACACAACACCAAAUGCAUGACUACAAAGCAGCUCUUCAGUCUAAGCAGCAUGCAUUAGCUAUACGCAUUAAACUGUUUGGAGAAGAACAUGAAAGCACGGCUGAGAGCUACAGGACAUUGGGUGUAACAGAACACCAAAUGCAUGACUACAAAGCAGCUCUUCAGUCUAAGCAGCGUGCAUUAGCUAUACGCAUUAAACUGUUUGGAGAAGAACAUGAAAGCACGGCUGAGAGCUACAGGACAUUGGGUGUAACACAACACGAAAUGCAUGACAACAAAGCAGCUCUUCAGUCUCACCAGCGUGCAUUAGCUAUACGCAUUAAACUGUUUGGAGAAGAACAUGAAAGCACGGCUGAGAGCUACAGGACAUUGGGUGUAACACAACACGAAAUGCAUGACAACAAAGCAGCUCUUCAGUCUCACCAGCGUGCAUUAGCUAUACGCAUUAAACUGUUUGGAGAAGAACAUGAAAGCACGGCUGAGAGCUACAGGACAUUGGGUGUAACAGAACACGAAAUGCAUGACUACAAAGCAGCUCUUCAGUCUAAGCAGCGUGCAUUAGCUAUACGCAUUAAACUGUUUGGAGAAGAACAUGAAAGCACGGCUGAGAGCUACAGGACAUUGGGUGUAACACAACACGAAAUGCAUGACAACAAAGCAGCUCUUCAGUCUCACCAGCGUGCAUUAGCUAUACGCAUUAAACUGUUUGGAGAAGAACAUGAAAGCACUGCUGACAGCUACAGGGAACUCGGUGUAACACAACACCAAAUGCAUGACUACAAAGCAGCUCUUCAGUCUCACCAGCGUGCAUUAGCUAUACGCAUUAAACUGUUUGGAGAAGAACAUGAAAGCACGGCUGAGAGCUACAGGACAUUGGGUGUAACAGAACACCAAAUGCAUGACUACAAAGCAGCUCUUCAGUCUAAGCAGCGUGCAUUAGCUAUACGCAUUAAACUGUUUGGAGAAGAACAUGAAAGCACGGCUGAGAGCUACAGGACAUUGGGUGUAACACAACACGAAAUGCAUGACAACAAAGCAGCUCUUCAGUCUCACCAGCGUGCAUUAGCUAUACGCAUUAAACUGUUUGGAGAAGAACAUGAAAGCACGGCUGAGAGCUACAGGACAUUGGGUGUAACAGAACACGAAAUGCAUGACUACAAAGCAGCUCUUCAGUCUAAGCAGCGUGCAUUAGCUAUACGCAUUAAACUGUUUGGAGAAGAACAUGAAAGCACUGCUGACAGCUAUAAAGGGCUCGGUGUAACACAACACCAAAUGCAUGACUACAAAGCAGCUCUUCAGUCUCACCAGCGUGCGUUAGCUAUACGCAUUAAACUGUUUGGAGAAGAACAUGAAAGCACGGCUGAGAGCUACAGGACAUUGGGUGUAACACAACACGAAAUGCAUGACUACAAAGCAACUCUUCAGUCUGAGCAGCGUGCAUUAGCUAUACGCAUUAAACUGUUUGGAGAAGAACAUGAAAGCACGGCUGAGAGCUACAGGACAUUGGGUGUAACACAACACCAAAUGCAUGACUACAAAGCAGCUCUUCAGUCUCACCAGCGUGCAUUAGCUAUACGCAUUAAACUGUUUGGAGAAGAACAUGAAAGCACGGCUGAGAGCUACAGGACAUUGGGUGUAACAGAACACGAAAUGCAUGACUACAAAGCAGCUCUUCAGUCUGAGCAGCGUGCAUUAGCUAUACGCAUUAAACUGUUUGGAGAAGAACAUGAAAGCACUGCUGACAGCUACUGGGAACUCGGUGUAACACAACACCAAAUGCAUGACUACAAAGCAGCUCUUCAGUCUCACCAGCGUGCAUUAGCUAUACGCAUUAAACUGUUUGGAGAAGAACAUGAAAGCACUGCUGAGAGCUACAGGACAUUGGGUGUAACACAACACGAAAUGCAUGACUACAAAGCAGCUCUUCAGUCUCACCAGCGUGCAUUAGCUAUACGCAUUAAACUGUUUGGAGAAGAACAUGAAAGCACUGCUGACGGCUAUAAAGGACUCGGUGUAACACAACACCAAAUGCAUGACUACAAAGCAGCUCUUCAGUCUCACCAGCGUGCAUUAGCUAUACGCAUUAAACUGUUUGGAGAAGAACAUGAAAGCACGGCUGAGAGCUACAGGACAUUGGGUGUAACAGAACACCAAAUGCAUGACUACAAAGCAGCUCUUCAGUCUAAGCAGCGUGCAUUAGCUAUACGCAUUAAACUGUUUGGAGAAGAACAUGAAAGCACUGCUGACAGCUAUAAAGGACUCGGUGUAACACAACAGCAAAUGCAUGACUACAAAGCAGCUCUUCAGUCUCACCAGUGUGCAUUAGCUAUACACAUUAAACUGUUUGGAGAAGAACAUGAAAGCACUGCUGACAGCUACAGGCAACUCGGUGUAACACAACACCAAAUGCAUGACUACAAAGCAGCUCUUCAGUCUCACCAGCGUGCAUUAGCUAUACGCAUUAAACUGUUUGGAGAAGAACAUGAAAGCACUGCUGACAGCUACAGGGAACUCGGUGUAACACAACACCAAAUGCAUGACUACAAAGCAGCUCUUCAGUCUCACCAGCGUGCAUUAGCUAUACGCAUUAAACUGUUUGGAGAAGAACAUGAAAGCACUGCUGACAGCUACAGGGAACUCGGUGUAACACAACACCAAAUGCAUGACUACAAAGCAGCUCUUCAGUCUAAACAGCGUGCAUUAGCUAUACGCAUUAAACUGUUUGGAGAAGAACAUGAAAGCACUGCUGACAGCUAUAAAGGACUCGGUGUAACACAACACCAAAUGCAUGACUACAAAGCAGCUCUUCAGUCUGACCAGCGUGCAUUAGCUAUACGCAUUAAACUGUUUGGAGAAGAACAUGAAAGCACUGCUGAGAGCUACAGUACACUUGGUGUAACACAACACCAAAUGCAUGACUACAAAGCAGCUCUUCAGUCUCACCAGCGUGCAUUAGCUAUACGCAUUAAACUGUUUGGAGAAGAAGAUGAAAGCACGGCUGAGAGCUACAGGACAUUGGGUGUAACACAACACGAAAUGCAUGACUACAAAGCAGCUCUUCAGUCUAAGCAGCGUGCAUUAGCUAUACGCAUUAAACUGUUUGGAGAAGAACAUGAAAGCACGGAUGAGAGCUACAGGACAUUGGGUGUAACACAACACCAAAUGCAUGACUACAAAGCAGCUCUUCAGUCUCACCAGCGUGCAUUAGCUAUACGCAUUAAACUGUUUGGAGAAGAACAUGAAAGCACUGCUGACAGCUAUAAAGGACUCGGUGUAACACAAUACCAAAUGCAUGACUACAAAGCAGCUCUUCAGUCUCACCAGCGUGCAUUAGCUAUACGCAUUAAACUGUUUGGAGAAGAACAUGAAAGCACUGCUGACAGCUACACGGAACUCGGUGGAACACAACACGAAAUGCAUGACUACAAAGCAGCUCUUCAGUCUAACCAGCGUGCAUUAGCUAUACGCAUUAAACUGUUUGGAGAAGAACAUGAAAGCACUGCUGACAGCUACAGGGAACUCGGUGUAACACAACACCAAAUGCAUGACUACAAAGCAGCUCUUCAGUCUCACCAGCGUGCAUUAGCUAUACGCAUUAAACUGUUUGGAGAAGAACAUGAAAGCACUGCUGACAGCUACACGGAACUCGGUGGAACACAACACCAAAUGCAUGACUACAAAGCAGCUCUUCAGUCUCACCAGCGUGCAUUAGCUAUACGCAUUAAACUGUUUGGAGAAGAA